UCAGCAUAAGCAAACUGGAAGAAGCUACAGUAUUUGGAGCUGCAGGAAAGGCAGUACAGCCUCCUCUCUCUGGAUUAAAAAGUAUUAAUUUGUGGACAGCAUCAGGUUUUCAAAAGUCGCCUGCCUCUGCACAUGGGGUUCCACUCAGCCAGCAUUGCUCAUCAGUGUUGAUAAUGUCUUUGCUUGUUCCUUUGUGUGGUGAUCACAUAGCGGUGGGGAUGAAAGCUAAUAUCAAGCAGGCACGCCACCGGCGAGUGUGUAGCAGGCAGCCCUGGUAAGCAAAGAAAGGUCCCUGUGCCUUGAGAUCUGUGUGUGCGCCAGGCUCGAUGAUUGGGGCCAGGACCUACAUUUUGCACCGACCCUCAGAGAUCUGCUCGACAUCUCCGGCGUGCUUUCCCUCUCCCAGGUCCUCCUUGCCAGCGGGUUGUAGGUCGCGGUCCCUUUGUGCCAGGGGCCCGAGGAAGGCUCUCGCUGCCAGGGGCUGCCCCCGCUUGGUCUUGCUUCAGUGGCUCGCUCGGCCAGUGACCGGUUCCCGUUUUCCCCUCAGGAUGCCUCUCAUUAGCAUGAACAGGGGGAAGGGCCAAAAGAGAGGGCGAGAGAUUGAGAGAGAGAUUGAGAGAGAGAAAGUAAGUGGGGCUCGAGCUCGUUUUUACUCCGGGGGAAGCCUCCCUUUGGCCAUGCCCUCCCGCGCUCUCUGGCUGCUGUGCUUCGCCUUGGGCGCCUCCUCGGCGGCAGGGUUACUGCCUUAUGCUGGAAGGCCCAUGCCAUCAUUCAACAAAGAUGCUUAUGGGUCAGAGGACUCCACUGUUAGGCAGAGCAAGUCUCUACUAAGAGGUGGCAGCAUCUCCAGGGAUGAACAGAGAGGACAUCAGACAAUGCCUUCGGGUGGCAUCCAGAAGACGAGAGUGGUCCACACACAUCAGCUGUCCUUGGAUAAAAAGAAAAAGGCCAAACACCAAGCAGAACACGAGAACUACACAGGUUUGCGGAAGCAGCCUGCCCAGCAAGGCAAAGGCUUUCCUUUCGGGAGCCACCAGGAGGGGCCAGAAACCAACAGGAUGCACACAAAUCGGCUCCAGCUAGAAGCUGCCAACAGCAUCUCUGCCUACUUUCACCCACUUGUCUACUCCUAUCGUCAAGACCGAUUGCUGUCAGAAGCUCCUGUUUUCAGAGAUACAGAGUUGAACAGCGGGCGGAUCUCAGUGAGCUUGGAUCACCUGAACCGACCAGGCAAGAUAAAUCCUUACUACAAACUUGGCCAUUCCUUCAGAAAUAACCCCGAACCCUCUUGGCUCAUGAACCGACAGACGCAGAGCUGGCCGUAUCACCCGCUUACCUUAAAGAAGGAUGCCGAAAACAUGGAGGCAUGCCUAACUGACUGCAAGAAGGAGCGUGAAGAGGUGGAAGCUUUCUGCAGCAGUGAAUUUGUGGUGAAUGGGAUUGUUCACGAUACCACCAUGAUACACAAAGGAACACGAUUGGUAACGCUCUUGGUAAACAGGAAAGGGCUCUACAAGACAAAUCGACUGUACUUCCAGCCUGAUGGCUUCUUCUUUCAAGUUCACCUGCUGGUUGUGGAUGCCUUGGACUGCAGUAAACCCUGCCCAGACUUCAAACUUGGGAGCAGAUACAUUGUGAUGGGUCAAAUCUACCACAGGCGGUGGCAACUACCUACCAUUCUGCAAGAACAGGUGAGAGGGCGCCUGAGGCCAGGAGAUGGGCUGCUUUGGAUGGGCAGUAGUUACAUGAAAAGAUUCAACCGAAGGCGGGAUCAGAAAGUUCAAAGGGCAGCUCACACCAAAUGCAGAUGAGAAUGCACAACCACCACAGCUUCUUCAGGGCUAAAACUUCUUCAGGGCUUAAGACCAACUGUGGUCUUUGGCACAGACUUUAUGUACUUUCCUGUAAAACAGCCUCCGGGUCUCCUUAUGAUGGUGGGGAGAAUGGAGUGCAGUGGCACUUUAUAAUUAACCCAGUUGCCAAGAUAUGAGCUUCCACUGGCUUCAACAACUUGACAUAAAAGCCAUAAUAAAACAGGUUGCAUUUCAAGGCAAAUAGCUAGAAUUUGUUACAGCUUAGUCAAUGGUUCUGCUUUCCAUUUGUAAUGUACUUUUAUUAGUAAUAUUUUCUGUCCUUUUAUUUGCAAAGCACUCCCCCCCACAAGCCAUUCAGUAUCUUUUUGAUGAAUAUCAACAUAGAACAGGUCUUGCUGAAAACAGAUGCACACAUUUUUGUGUAAAUUAUAAAAUCUGAGGUAUAAUUACCUGAUUCUUACCUGGAAUCGUCUGAGUCUUGAACGAGUUCAGUCCCAGGUCUUAAUCUGAUUCAAACUGUACUUCUCCCAAGGCCUACUUAUUCAAACUGGCUUUAGCAUGUCACAUCCUACCUAUUUUGUCUGAAACUACUAUUUAUUACUUAGAAAGAAUCAUCCGAAUUCAGAAAUUGCAAGCUGUCUUCAGGAGACACUGAAGCAAAUGCUGACAGUUAUUGGCAGCAACAACUGGUGUGCAUGCUUCUAGUGAGAUCCACAUGAAAGCUAAGAGCUGCUCUCAGUCAGAAUGACAGUCUAUAUUAUUCAUUCAUUUCCCACACUGGCCAAAGAGAACCCUUUGGGAUCCUUCAAGCAGCACAUGAAUGCAAGCCACCUCUGCUCUUACUGCUCAUCAGCCUUUGAAGACCAUGUCACCAUGAUUAAUAGCCACAGAUGGUCAUAUUAACUUCAAGGAGGAGCAGCUCUACAUGCAUCUACCAUAGGUGCAUAGGUUUGGAUUCCAAUUACCACAAGCAGCUUUUUGCUUAGGAAUCAGGUCUUGUCAUUUUCUUCUUUUCACUAUAGCACUGGCAACUUCUCCCUUCCAAAGCAGAGCAGAGCAAAGUGCUAUCCCUAACACUGGAAUAGGAAAAUAGAAAUACCGUGUUACCUUAAAGACUAACAGACUUCAAUGUGAGCUUUUGUGGAUGACAAUCCACAAUCUACUGCAGAACACAUGGGCUGUGGCAUGACAUCCUAGAGUAGGGAGGGUGAACAGACACAAGCGGGGGUCUUGCAUCACCCAUGCCGUUACAUACGCUCCUGUCUGCUUAUUUAGACAUUAUUUACAUUAGGGUGUUUCCAUUAGCCUGAGUUACACACAGAGCAUAUCGAACUGAUCAUCUGCUUCAGAUCUCAUUGCUCCAAGCCAAACAAAAUAUUACAUGAAUUUUCUAAUUUGACUCCUACAAUGCAAGCCUAUUUUGUUAUCAAGUUCUAGCGUUUGUAGAAGACAUACACAAAUAACAACCGAGGAUGAAAAGUACUAUCUGAUUUUCGGGCAGUUUUAAUACUGAAUUGCACAAAUAUAGUUAAAACUACUGUACCAGUAUAUAUAGAUGAUCUUAUCUUGGAGGGCUCAGAAUUUUUAAUUGGACAUUUGACCAACAGAGCUGUUUACAGAGGUUAGUUAUGGUAUAACAUCCCAGACUCUCUGAUACGGCAUGGGGGACAUUUCUGUAGCUCUGUAGCCCUGGCCAAAAAGGAAUCUUUCAAUAUAAGGUGAUUGGCUUGGGGGGAGGGGGGGAGAGAAUGCUGAAUAACUGGCAACACUUACGGCCUAUCCAAAUGGGUAUGUAAAUUGGUAUACUGUACACUUGGUUAGGCUUGGUUCAAAAUGUUACCUUCAUGUGUCUCCACUUAGAUUUAUCCAUCCUGCCUCUUUAAGAGCUCUUCUACACCUUCCGGACACAUUGGUAGGCAUGCACUUUUUGCUAUGAUUCAGUGCAAUCCUAGUUAGCUUCCUGUGAGGCUUGUGUGGAUGGCUAGCUUGCACAUGAAUGGGGUUGCGGGCAGCAUUAACUGAGGUGAUAACCCUGUGACAUAGUAGGUGGGUUCUGUCACUAAAAGAGAGGACAGAGAAACCACCUUCUCUAUUUUCAUCUUUAAAUAUAGAUAUAUUUCCCUAAGUGAUGCAGUGCAAUUCAAAUACCAUCAUAGGUGGACACAUUGUUCUUUCACUAUUCCACCUACCUUAAUUAACAAACAGAAAAAGAAAAAGAAAAAAGAACAAGGGAAGCCACUGCGGAGAAAGGGGCUAGGAUGACUCCAGGGGCUCAGCCCCAGCAGAACCCUGGCUGAGGAGAAAGAUGGGGAAAAGGGGGACUGCUCCUUCCCUCUCCCCAACCUUCACGUCAAUGUUUUCCCCUCAUGCCAGUGCUGCUGCUGUCCACUAUGCCUUCUUUAUGCAUGUGUAAACUAGGCAAACGUACUCACAAGUGAAUCGAGUACACUUAACACACCUGUGGACCCUUCUCACAGGAGAAUAAACAUCUCCAUUGUGAAUCGAAGGAUCACUCUCACUCGGGUGAGGCAUAAAAUAGGUGGCACUGAAAAUAAGAACUUUUUACAUGGAAACCAGACAGCUCCAAAUUCCCCUGUCUGGACAGGCCCUCAGUCUCACAAGACAAGGAGAAAGACUCCAAUACUACCAGAGGUGGAACCUGAAACUGACAGGUCUGUCUUGAGUUGACAGCCUCCAUUUUAAAACUUAUUCAUAACAAAGAAACCUGGCAUGCAGAUAUGGCUAUGUCUUUUAAAAAACUACUUCCUUCCUCCCCUCUGCACCAUCCACAGAAACAAAUAAUCAUGGUAGUAGAAGUAGGAGCACCUGUGCCCAGGCAAGGGCACAGAACAAGUUUAAAUCUAGACAAAACUAAUACCUCAUGCAAAUCGUCUGCUUAAUGAGAGGGGGUUAAAAAAAGGAAGACUUAAUUAGCAUAGGCUGCAACUGGAAUGUUUGCUAAACACCAGAUACAAGCCAUGAUUGAAAUCCCACAGGAAAUUUGUAAAGUUCCAAUGGCAAACCAUUAUCCAGAAGUGUCCCUGCUAAAUUUCUCAGGAUUUCAUACAUUUUCUGUAAGAAAAGCAUUUGUUUGGUUAAGGGUGGGGGAAAUGACACACAUAUAAUGAAGAUGUCAGAGCUGAAAAAUUUCCAGGAUAUCUUGAAUAAAGGCAUUCUGUCAAAACGAGACUUCCUGGCAGCCAU
This is a messenger RNA of Pogona vitticeps (central bearded dragon), 5018 nucleotides long. It is a transcript of the gene C2H17orf58, whose product is annotated as chromosome 2 C17orf58 homolog. Gene Ontology annotation, molecular function: protein binding. NCBI's taxonomy places the organism in Eukaryota, Metazoa, Chordata, Lepidosauria, Squamata, Agamidae. The record is from RefSeq and is a predicted model, not a curated record.